Messenger RNA from Nematocida major, 1731 nucleotides. RefSeq lists its product as uncharacterized. The record is from RefSeq and is a predicted model, not a curated record. The transcript has a single exon. Lineage: Eukaryota; Fungi; Microsporidia. Bases 1 to 1731 code for a protein of 576 amino acids. Gene Ontology annotation, biological process: mitotic DNA replication checkpoint signaling; mitotic G2 DNA damage checkpoint signaling; DNA replication initiation.
AUGAAUCUGGUCAAGUUUACAACCACUGGGCUCUCUUCGCUGGAAAAAGGCCUCAUUUCCAAGGCCUUUGAGGGGACUCAGUUUGUGCUGAGCGACACCAUGGGCUCUGGGACUUCGUAUGUUCUGGCAUAUAGAAGCAAGUUUACAGAGAAGAGGAUACUCGCCGAAAAGUGGGCAGUCCCUGUCAUUAGCGUGCUGUGGGUGUACAAGUCCAUGAGCAUAAAAAACAUUAUGCAGUUUCGCCUAAGAAAGUACGAGGGGUGCACUUUUUGCACAUCUGGGAUCACCAACGACCUAUUUAUUAAUUACUACCGGCUGGGCGGAGCGUGCCACUCCUCUGUGCUGACCAGGCACUGCGACUUUCUUGUUGUAAACUCCGUGGAGCAAGUCAGCGACAAAAUUUUGUAUGCGAAAGAGUGCAAUAUUCCGGUGAUUUCGGCUGAAAACGUGUUUGACGACCGGGUUGAGUUUUUCCGGAGAAGCGUGCAGUACGAGAGCUUUGUAAACGAGCCGCUUACUGACGAAAUAUUCAAUGGAAAAACCUUCUACUUUGAAGGCGACACUGCAGCACAUAUGCUGGUCCGGCGGAUAGUGAUAGAGUAUGGAGGAAACCGGGUGGAAAGGCCUGGGCCAGACGUGAGCUACUCGAUACACUUUGGGGGCGCAAUGAAAAAGGGAACUCUAGUUUGGUACCAAUGGAUUCUGGACAGCGCCGACUUGGGGAUUCUUCUGUCGCCCGACGGGUACUUGGUGGACCGCACAGAGCUGCCUCCCCGCCCCUUGGAAAAAGCCGUGGUCUUUCCUAUGGUGUGCAAAGAGGAGGGCCUGCGGACCCGAAAUAAAGUGCAUGCGCUCGGAGGCGAGAUAGCUAUGCAAAUGAACAGCAAAAUAACACACUGCGUCGUGGAAAGAAAGAGCAAGCAAAUGCAGAACAGAGUGCGAAAUUAUUUGAAAGUGUACAAAAUAAACGUCUGCUUUCUAGAGUGGCUAAACCAGUCGAUAUACUACAUGAAGAGGCUUAAUGAGGAGAAAUUCGAAAUGCCCACAGGACUCAAGACGCUUCCGGAGGUUGUGAUUGAGAAAAAAGAGACGCGAAGAAAGGCCAGCAUAAAGUACAUGCCCAGCGACCAGACGGGGUGGAAAGUGCAGUUCACAGGGAUGGUUGACAAGCUGAAGGAAAAGGCAAUGCGUGUCUUGGGCAUGAAGGGAGUUGUCGUGAUUGACAGUCCAGAGUACGCAAGCGAGUGCACGCAUCUGAUUGUUGGAACAGUAACAGUCUCCCUCAAGCUUCUGUCCGCUGUGUCUUCUGGGUGCAUCCUUAUGGACUACCGCAUAGUCGACGACCUGCUGCAAAACAUAUACACAAAAGAGAGCGACUACGAGCUAGGCCUUCGAGACCUUAAGCUGGACGCCCCGAAAAACGAGAAGGUGAUUCGGCGGCUUAUAUCUGCAGCCUCCAUAUGGAGAGCAAAAAAGACAGAGUCCGGGAAAAGGGCGUUUUCUGGGUGGUCGGUGGUUAUUCUUGUGACAAAGGACAAGGAGAUAUUGGAAAAAUUAAUAGAGAAUGGAGGCGGGCGCAUAGUAAAGGAAAAUCUAGAGAUAAACACACACAUAAACACGCUAUACUUCGUGGAUGCUGCAACUAUAGUCCCUGCUGAGGCGUCAGCUUCAAAAAUAAUUUAUAUGAAGGACAUUAUAAUGCAUCUGGCAGGCAUAAAGCAUAUAGAGUAG